Ascochyta rabiei is the source of this 2529-nucleotide messenger RNA. RefSeq names its product Cellobiose dehydrogenase (acceptor). Gene Ontology annotation, molecular function: oxidoreductase activity, acting on CH-OH group of donors; flavin adenine dinucleotide binding. The record is from RefSeq and is a predicted model, not a curated record. The coding region runs from base 1 to 2529 and encodes 842 amino acids. The transcript has 5 exons. NCBI's taxonomy places the organism in Eukaryota, Fungi, Ascomycota, Dothideomycetes, Pleosporales, Didymellaceae.
AUGUCUUGGCUAAUAGGCUCUGUGGCUCUGCAUCAUGGAGACUGCAGCCGAUGCAGUCCAAGCCGAGCGUGUAUAAGACCGCAGUGCAAUGCCUGUUCGAAACAUCAAGCUUGCUGUCUGUUUCGCUGGCGACUUCGAUCGAUUGAUACCAUAGCAUUCGCUGGACGUUUCUCCAUCAUGAAGAUCACCACAUUCUUCAAAGCAGCUUCGCUGCUGUCCUCUCUUUUUGCCUCCUCUGUCGACGCUCAAGCGGCAACUUACACACAUGCUAAGACUGGCAUCACCUUUUACAAACAGACUAUACCUGAAGCUCAAACCAAAGGUGGAUUCGAAUGGGGCUAUGCACUGCCAGCAGCGGCCGGCGGAAACAACGAUGAGUACAUCGGUUACAUUAAAGGUCCUCUGAACGCCGGUAAGCAAGGAUACUCUGGUAUCAGCCACGUUGGAGCUAUGCCCAAUUCACUUCUCCUCGUGGCUUGGGCAGAGGGCACAGCUGUCAAGACCGCGUUCACCUUUGCUGCCGCCUACUCCCAGCCCGUGAAAUAUACGGGAAACGCUACCUUGACCCAACUCAACGCUACAGUCACAGACACCAGCUUCGAACUGGUCUACCGCUGUCAAUGGUGUUGGGUGUGGAACCAGGGGGGUGCAACAGGAUCACAGCUGCCGACUGGAGAAGUUCAAGUCAUUGGAUGGGCUCAACACAGCAAAGCAUAUGAUCCAGCCGCAAUUGUGCAGCACGACAAUGGGCAAUCCAUUUUCGGUAUCAGCGUCGCUCCAGCUAGGAACGCAAAGUACUCAGACUGGGUUAAUCUGCCCCCAGUGGGCGGUGGUGCUACCCCUACUCCCUCUUCUACUCCCUCGUCCACAGCUGUCGGCCCGGCAGCUUGCACUGGCAGCGCUGCUCCUAAAGAUUCAUACGAUUACAUCAUCGUCGGCGGCGGUGCUGGCGGUAUUCCAGUAGCCGAUAAGCUCUCGGAAGCUGGCAAGAAGGUCCUCCUCAUUGAGAAAGGCCCACCUUCUCUUGGUCGCUUUGGUGGUACUAUGGGACCAGCUUGGCUCAAGGGAACCGGCCUCACUCGCUUCGAUGUACCGGGUCUCUGCAAUCAGAUCUGGGUUGAUUCUGCUGGUGUUGCCUGUACUGAUACCGACCAGAUGGCUGGCUGCGUGCUUGGUGGAGGCGCUGCUGUCAACGCUGCUCUUUGGUGGAAGCCUAACAGUAUCGACUGGGACCUCAGCUUUCCGAACGGUUGGAAGGCCGGCGACAUGAGCGCUGCCGUUGGUCGGGUCUUCCAGCGCAUUGUUGGCACAGAUAAACCCUCAUCAGACGGCAAGCUCUACAAACAGGAGGGUUAUGAUGUGCUGUCUGGAGCACUCGGUGCAGAUGGCUGGUCCAAUAUUAAGGCUAACGACAAGCCUAACGAGAAGCACCGCACCUACAGCCAUACUCCUUACAUGUACGAGAACGGACAGCGACAAGGUCCUCUUGGUACGUAUCUCGUCACAGCGAUGAAGCGAUCGAACUUCAAGUUGUGGACAAAUACUGCCGUCAAGCGGGUUAUCCGAACUGCUGGAAAGGCGACCGGUGUUGAGCUCGAGGGAGGAGCUGGCGGCUACUGCGGUAAUGUCACACUCAAUGCUGGUGGGCGAGUCAUCCUUUCUGCUGGUGCUUUUGGCUCAGCAAAGCUUCUCUUCCGCAGUGGCAUCGGGCCCAAAGACCAGCUUAACAUCGUCAAGGGCAGCGCUCAAGAUGGUAAAACCUUCAUCCCAGAGGCUCAGUGGAUCAACUUGCCUGUUGGCCAGAACCUGAACGACCACGUUAACACUGAUCUUGUCAUUCAGCACAAGAACGUCUCGUUCUACGACUUCUACCAAGCUUGGAGCAACCCCAUCCAGGCUGAUAAGGAUGCAUACCUCAACAAGCGUGCUGGUAUUCUUACUCAAUCUGCUCCCAACAUUGGCCCCGUGGCAUGGGAAGUCAUUAAAGGUACUGACGGCAUCGACCGUCAGUUCCAAUGGACUGCUCGUGUCGAAGGCCCAGGAGCAAACGAUACCCACUCUAUGACUAUUAGCAAUUACCUUGGUCGCGGGUCUACAUCUCGUGGUGUUGCAUCAAUCAACGGCGCACUUACUAUGACAGUUUCCAAGGCGCCGUACCUUCAGACCCAGGCAGAUACCGAUGCAGUCAUCGCCAGUCUGAAGAGCAUGAUUAAGGCCAUCCAGAGGAAUCCUCAGAUCGAGAUGCAGGUCCCGGCUCCCGGCACUACCGUCGAAGCAUAUGUCGCCAGCCUACCAAAAACUCCUUCUGCUCGCCGUGCCAACCACUGGAUCGGUACCAACAAGAUCGGAUCCGAUAGUGGUCUGACAGGCGGCACCUCAGUCGUUGACUUGAACACCAAGGUGUACGGGACAGAUAAUAUCCACGUCGUUGAUGCCUCAAUCUUCCCUGCCCACAUCACUACGAAUCCAACUUCUUACAUCAUUGCGGUCGCUGAGCAAGCAGCUGCCAAGAUCCUUGCGCUCAAGUAA